UUUGCAUCGUCUGCUUCGGGUGCUUCAUCUGCGUUCUUUGAUGAAGUGAUUUUUCUAAUAGUUGACACCAGCAGAGUUCUGUUUCUGCUCUAAAGUGAUAACUCGUGACUUAAAAUAAUAAAGAUUAGCGAAAGGAUCAACAAUAAUGGCGGAUCAAAAAGGUAGCGUUGGAAUCAAUGCAAUUCUUUUGGGACCACCUGGCUCCGGCAAAGGAACUCAGGCCCCUCGUCUUAAAGAGAAGUAUUGUGUUUGCCAUUUGGCCACUGGUGACAUGCUGCGUGCUGAAGUAGCUUCAGGUUCAGAUUUGGGAAAGACUUUAAAAAAGACUAUGGAUGAAGGACUUUUAGUCAGUGAUGAACUGGUCGUGAAUCUCAUUGAUGCAAACCUUUCAAAACCUGAGUGCAAAAAUGGUUUCCUACUUGAUGGCUUUCCUCGCACUGUGGUCCAAGCAGAAAAGUUGGAUGGUCUUCUUUCUGAACGUAAGAAGAAAUUGGAUUCUGUCAUUGAAUUUGGGAUAGAUGAUAGUCUAUUGGUACGCCGUAUUUGUGGACGAAUGAUUCAUUCAGCAAGCGGUCGUAGUUACCACGAAGAAUUUCACCCUCCCAAAGAACCAAUGAUUGAUGAUGUCACCGGAGAACCAUUGAUUCGCCGUUCGGAUGAUAAUGCUGAAACUUUGACGAAACGCUUGGUGUCAUACCACCAACAGACUUCGCCACUGGUCGACUAUUACUCCAAAAAGGGGAUCCAUACGAGGGUUGAUGCUUCGUUAUCUUCUCAUGAAGUCUUCAGAAAUAUUGAGAAAAUUUUCUCUGGUGCCAAGUCUAAAGACAAGGUCAUGUUCAUCUAGGGCUAGGGUAUUUAUUGACUCUAUACCAAAUUGAUCAUGUUGCAGUUUAUAAACGACUUUUGGAAAUGAAAGUGCACUAUAGAAGUAGAGUGUAAUGACUAUUUCAGUUUUUGGGGGAUUUAAAAAAAUAAAUACCAGGCUCGCCUGUAAUUGUUGACAA
Molecule: messenger RNA, 1007 nt
Organism: Daphnia pulicaria
Lineage: Eukaryota; Metazoa; Arthropoda; Branchiopoda; Diplostraca; Daphniidae
Gene: Ak2
Product: adenylate kinase-like
Exons: 6
Coding region: 146-847 (233 amino acids)
Biological process (GO): ADP biosynthetic process
Cellular component (GO): cytoplasm; mitochondrion
Molecular function (GO): ATP binding; AMP kinase activity
Source: RefSeq, a predicted model, not a curated record